AUGUCCGGGCCGCUGUCCGAUCGUCCACUGCCGUCAUCCUUCGAUGACAAUGAUGAUUUCUACAACGAGAGUGGCUUCUCUAAGGUGAUGCGGCGAGUGAAGCGAGAGCCGCUCAUUCCACUUGGAUGCCUCCUUACUGUUGCCGCCUUCACCAAUGCCUACCGUGCCAUGCGCCGUGGCGACCACAACCAGGUGCAGCGCAUGUUUCGCGCUCGUGUGUUGGCCCAGGGCUUUACCGUAGCUGCCAUGGUCGCUGGAGGCCUGUACUUCGGUGCCGAGCGCCACAAGGAGCGCGAGCUGUGGAAGCUGCAGGAGGCUCAGACCGCCGAGGAGAAGCGCCAGCGCUGGAUCCGCGAGCUCGAGGCCCGUGACGAGGAGGACAAGGCCAUGCGCGAGAAGCUGGACAAGAGGAGGAAGAAGGCCGCCGAGAACGCAGCUCGCGACGGCUUCAAGGAUGCUGCAAGGAAGGCAGACGACAAGGUGGAAGGGACACAGAAGGACGCAAAGACGGAGGUGCUGGGCACCUCCCAGAUUGGCAACGAGGUGGUGAGCUUUGAGCAGAAGACGGGCACAAGCAUGUUCAGUGGCUGGUUUGGGGGAAAGCCCAAGGAAGAAGAAGGGCAAACGCCAGACCCAGAUGCCGCAAAGAAGUGA
Molecule: messenger RNA, 654 nt
Organism: Phaeoacremonium minimum UCRPA7
Lineage: Eukaryota; Fungi; Ascomycota; Sordariomycetes; Togniniales; Togniniaceae
Product: putative mitochondrial hypoxia responsive domain-containing protein
Exons: 3
Coding region: 1-654 (217 amino acids)
Biological process (GO): mitochondrial respirasome assembly
Cellular component (GO): mitochondrion
Source: RefSeq, a predicted model, not a curated record